AUGGUAAUGGUACAUAUAAUUAGCACCUCUAGUUGUCGCUUUGAGGGUCCCUGGCCUCAGCUCGGCAGCUCACCGAUGCUAGUUCUCCAUGAGCUACCUCUUCAAAUUCCAGCGGGGACGCAGCUCUCUCCGGAGCUGUCGCUGCUUCGCCAGGAUGCCUCCAGAGCAGUUGAGAGUGGGUCCGACACCUCAGCCAUGAAUAAAUUCGAUGUCCAUCUCCAAUUCGCGAGCGCGCUCCUAAAGAGCCACGCGAUUUUCCCGGACACUGAGCUGGAAGAGCUGAUCUGCAUUGCCGUGGUAAAUAUGGCUUUCUUUUGUCAGCAAUCAUGCGAGCGCCUUGUACGGAAAGCGUAUUUAGAGGGCUCGAAGGAGGCAUGGGCCAGCAGCGGCCAAUACAACAAAAAAGCGAUCGGGCUGCUAAAGUUUUUGGUUAGUUCCAGAAUUGCAAGCACUACGUCGCUUUUGGGUAUGGUUCAGACCUAUAUAAAGUGCUGGACACUCUCCCAGCAGCUGAGCGUCGUGAUAUUUUCUCUCUCCAAGCUGAGGUCGCAGAUAUGCGGCAGCAGCAAAGCUGACGUGGACCGCUACGAAAGACUUCUAGGAUUUCAAGAAUCUGAUAUCAAGGACUUAGCCAAAGCAAGCCUCCUUUACGCACGAUUGUGUAUUGGCUGCCGGGAAACCUGUUCCCAGCUCGCAAACACAAGCCUUUCAAGUCUUUGCGAGCCCCUUUGUCGCUACCUUGAUGCGUUGACCUUCGUGUUAAUGUCGCUAGACUGCUACAGAAAUGACGAGUGCGGAAAAGCGAUUGGAAUGCUCGAAGCUGCGACUGAUUGCCUCGCCAAGGGCCUGAUAUCCAACAAACAGCUAAAGUUAAUCCAGGAAACUAAAAAACUCAAAGGUAAAAUUGCUUCUAAGUUCAGAGAGCUCAAGUCUGAAGGCUCGAAGCUGCAAACUAAAAUCAAACUCUUCAAACGGUCAACUCCGAUAGAGCGAGGAGAACUACAUCCAUUCUUACAAUCUACUCUUGAAGAUUUUAUCAUCCCUCUGGUGAUGCUGCUGCACCACCGAUAUGUUAACACUAACGACAAAGUAUUUUUUCAGCCAGUUGUCAAUCAGCGGGAAGAACUAACACAUAGUUGGCCCCAAGGAAAGACACCGGAGUUGGUUGGUACUGCUUGGUUUUUUGAUGGCGAACAGUUAAAAGAGAAUUCCCCCGUCAACUCAGAGUAUUUUUGA
Molecule: messenger RNA, 1236 nt
Organism: Lachancea thermotolerans CBS 6340
Lineage: Eukaryota; Fungi; Ascomycota; Saccharomycetes; Saccharomycetales; Saccharomycetaceae
Exons: 1
Coding region: 1-1236 (411 amino acids)
Source: RefSeq, a predicted model, not a curated record